UUUGUACACGUUAGAUGUAAGAGGGAAAACAAAUGUGGAACUGAUGUUCUAUUAAGAAGCGUCAGCUCCUAAAUCUUGGAAAAUGACACGAAAACAUAAAAAUGAUCACCACCACAGUCAUCGUGAAACAAAGGCAGUCCAAAGAAAGAGAAAUAAAUCGGAAAACGAACACGACGUCGAAGCUAAGUUAAAUGGACCGGCGAUCAAACCAAAACCCAGGCACAAAAAGCCACUCGACCAGUCGCAGCAGAGAAAAAUGGCAUGGAUUAUACUGUUUGUAUUAGCAGUAAUUUUAGGAGCAACUGUCUACAUACGCUAUCAAAUUCAUCUUCAGGAGUUGGUGAUUACUCCACUUAAUGUUCCUAAAAUGAUAGCUGAAAACGCGUCAUCUGCAAAAGUGACGCCAGAAAAAUUCUGGGGAACCUAUCGAUCAAAUCUGUAUUUUGGCUUGAAAACACGGUCUCCAACUUCUCCAGUAGUUGGCUUAAUGUGGUUAGAACAAGCGAGAACUAUGCCUCCCCCAAUCCGACACUGGUGUAGUCAAGAUGAUAGAUUACAUCAAUAUGGUUGGCUCAAACAUGAUGGAGUUAACUUUGGCAUCCAAGAUAUUGUAGAGCAAAAUUUCAAUAUAACAACAUCUUAUGUAAAGAGACAAGGAGGGGAACAUGGCGGUGAUUGGACAGCUCGAAUUACAGCUAUCCCCAAAGAUGUCAACAGGCCUGUUAUACUGUCUCUCAUGUUUUACGUGGCAUUGGAUGGUCAAGGCUCUUUAACACCAAACAUUAUGAAAAAUAGAAUGGACUCUAUUGAUGGACAAUCACUAGAACUGGGCAACUUCAAGUUGUCAUUUCCCAAAGCUAAGGAUGGUAAAGGAACAAAAUACCACCAUCUAAUUUCAUAUGCUUCUAGACUUGACAGGCUCAAAGACCUGUUACAGAAUUCUCUGCAGACUGACAGCUUUAAUAAAGAAAGGACAAUUCCAUUCUUUGCUUUAGCAGGACGUCUUGUUCCGAGAGAUAGUCCAGAUCCAAAUUUCAUGGUUCAUCAAAUCACAGCACAGCUACCAUUAGAAAUGGAAGUUGUGUUUGAAUCAGGAAGCCAUAGUGCUCGACAUGAAUCUCUCCAGGGCGAUUUAUACUCCCACAAACUAGCAAAAUUUGCUAAAGAUUUCGAUAAUAAAUUUUCUGAAGUAUUUGAUAUUGAUAAAAAAGGUUAUAAUGCAGCGGAAAUUGAUUUUGCAAAAGCUGCCCUGAGUAACAUGAUUGGCAGCAUAGGAUAUUUCUAUGGCUCUUCACUUGUGAAGUCAAAGUACAACAAAGAACCAAUUUAUUAUUGGCCUGCCCCUUUAUACUCAGCAGUCCCUUCCAGAUCCUUCUUUCCAAGAGGAUUUCUUUGGGAUGAAGGUUUUCACAAUCUUCUGAUCAGCCAGUGGGAUCCUGAAAUAUCAAAGGACAUUAUUGCACACUGGUUAGACUUGCUCAAUGCCGAGGGCUGGAUCCCUCGAGAACAAAUUCUGGGAGCAGAGGCCAGGGCCCGAGUUCCUGAUGAAUUUGUCGUACAAAGAAAUGAGAAUGCUAAUCCCCCUACUUUGUUCUUGCCCCUUCAGCGUUUGAUUAAAGACAUGAUAACAAGCCUUGAUCCAAAAGACAAGCAGUUCUUAACGGCAGUGUUUCCAAGACUGCAGAAAUGGUUCAGUUGGUUCAACACAACACAAGUGGGAAAUGAGCCUCUUACCUACUACUGGAGAGGGAGGGAUGAGAAAACAAUUAAAGAGUUAAAUCCUAAGACUCUGACUUCAGGUCUUGACGAUUACCCCCGGGCUUCUCAUCCAAACUCAAAAGAGAGACAUCUGGAUUUGAGAUGUUGGAUGGCGCUGGCAUCAGGGAUUCUAGCAGACAUUGCUAAGACACUUGAACAGGAUUCAAAAGAGUAUGAGGCCACGCAUCAAGUUCUGACAGACAAUACUUUAUUAGACAAGUUGCAUUGGUCUCCAAAGAAGGAACGCUAUUGUGAUUAUGGACUUCAUUCUAACAGAAUCAUUUUAAAGAAACCCAUGCCUCCCAAAAAUAUACAACCAGGACAACCAUAUGACCAAGACAAGAUAAGAGAUGUGAAAACAGAACCGAAGAUGCAGUUUGUGGAGUCUUUUGGAUAUGUUUCUUUGUUUCCAUUCAUGCUGAAGAUUGUAGAACCCAACUCUCUAAAACUGUAUAAAAUCUUAAAUGAUCUCACCAAUACAGAUUUACUAUGGACCAACUAUGGACUUCGGUCUUUGGCAAGAAAUGCGCCACAGUAUCAGAAACGGAACACUGAGCAUGACCCUCCAUACUGGAGAGGGGCCAUCUGGAUAAACAUGAACUAUCUCACCCUUGGUGCCCUACAUCACUACUCCAACACAGCCGGCCCAUAUCAGCAUCUAGCUCAGGGCAUAUACAAGGAUUUACGUGCAAAUAUAGUAAAUAAUAUAAUUAAGGAAUAUUAUAGAACAGGUUAUAUUUAUGAACAGUACAAUGAUAAAACUGGUGAAGGGAAAGGCAGCCAUCCCUUUACUGGGUGGUCAGCUCUGGUUGUACUCAUCAUGGCAGAAAAAUAUUAGACUAGUCCAAAGUUCAGGUUUAUUGUGUUCAUUCAGGUAUAGAUGAAUGUCUGUUGAUUGUGUGAUGAUAACUAGAUGGAGUUAAACAAGUGUUCUAUAAUGAAAUAUCAGCCAUCCUCAUUUGAUUACUGUGUUCUGUCAGGUAUAGAUGAAUGAUUAAAUGUCUGUUGAUUGGACAACGAUAACUAGAUAAAACUUUACAAGUAGGAUUUUUUAUAAAUUUGUAAAAUCAGCCAAUCUCAUUUGAUUCAUACAUUUUUCAUUUUAUGCUGCACAAUGUAAAACAGAUAUACCAUUGAUGGUCUUUUCAUGUUUUGUUUUAAUAUUAUAGAUGUUAUAAUUGUAUUCAUAAUAUAUUGUCAAUGAAUGGAUGUUAAUUGAAAAUGGUUUGCAUGUUUAUGCAUGUAUAGAUGUGUGACAGUCAGACGUUUUUGAAUACCAGCGCCAGAUAGCGCAGUUGUUAGAAUACAUGACUAGAGAAUCAGGGAGCGAAGGUUCAAAUACCAGUCUGAUCCAUCAUUAUUUCUCCCAUUCUGAUACAAUUGGUGCCAUGACCAGGAUCAAAUGUAUCUGGAUGACAGACCAAACCAGGAUUCAAACCUAGGCCCCCUGAAUCUCUAGUCAGGUGCUGUACCAAUUGAGCUAUUUGGCACUUGUUUUCGAUCCUGUCUGAUUGUCACAGAUGUAAUGAAUUGCAGUGCAUGAAUAAAGAUAUUAAAUCAUC
This is a messenger RNA of Magallana angulata, 3320 nucleotides long. RefSeq names its product mannosyl-oligosaccharide glucosidase-like. The transcript is spliced from 2 exons. Gene Ontology annotation, molecular function: Glc3Man9GlcNAc2 oligosaccharide glucosidase activity. Gene Ontology annotation, biological process: oligosaccharide metabolic process; protein N-linked glycosylation. Bases 83 to 2596 code for a protein of 837 amino acids. The record is from RefSeq and is a predicted model, not a curated record. Lineage: Eukaryota; Metazoa; Mollusca; Bivalvia; Ostreida; Ostreidae. Gene Ontology annotation, cellular component: endoplasmic reticulum membrane.